Messenger RNA from Leucoraja erinaceus (little skate), 3936 nucleotides. Its product is annotated as G1/S-specific cyclin-D2-like. Gene Ontology annotation, molecular function: cyclin-dependent protein serine/threonine kinase regulator activity. Gene Ontology annotation, cellular component: cyclin-dependent protein kinase holoenzyme complex; cytoplasm; nucleus. Lineage: Eukaryota; Metazoa; Chordata; Chondrichthyes; Rajiformes; Rajidae. The transcript is spliced from 5 exons. The record is from RefSeq and is a predicted model, not a curated record. The coding region runs from base 367 to 1245 and encodes 292 amino acids. Gene Ontology annotation, biological process: positive regulation of G1/S transition of mitotic cell cycle; regulation of cyclin-dependent protein serine/threonine kinase activity; mitotic cell cycle phase transition.
CAGUGCGGGGGCCGUUGAGCGCCAGCCGCGGAGAGGCGGACUCGACUUCUAAUCUCCAUUAAACCCCCACUUGGAGCUUCAGCCCCAUUCCCAGCGGCUGCCCGCCCCGCCUGCCAACCAGUGGCGGUGAUGAGAGGAGCCGGGGCUGCGGGCCGCGGCCGAGCGGGAGGCCUGUGAUGUGUUUGUGCCGCCGCCGGCCUCCCUCGUCCCCGCUUCCCCCCGCCGGCCGUUGAUGCUGCACGGCACCGUCUCUGCGUCUGCCCACAGCCGCUCUGCACGACCACGGGCCUCGGCCUCUCCCCCGCCCGGCUCCGGAACUGAUAGCGUAAGGCCAGGCCGCCAGCGGGCCACCAGGCUCGGUCGGCCAUGGAGCUGCUGCUGUGCUGCGAGGUGGCGACGGUGAGGAGGGCGCUGCCCGACCCCAACCUGCUGUGCGACGAGCGGGUGCUGCACAACCUGCUGACGCUGGAGGAGCGCUGCCUGCCCGCCUGCUCCUACUUCAAGUGUGUCCAGCAGGACAUCAAGCCCUUCAUGCGGAGGAUGCUGGCCACCUGGAUGCUGGAGGUCUGCGAGGAGCAGAAGUGUGAGGAGGAAGUCUUUCCUUUGGCAAUGAAUUACCUGGACAGAUUCUUAUCAAUUGAACGGACAACCAAAUGCCAUCUGCAGCUGCUUGGAGCUGUCUGUAUGUUCCUUGCAUCCAAGUUCAAAGAAACCAUUCCUCUAACAGCAGAAAAACUUUGCAUUUUCACUGACAACUCCAUCAGACCAUGCGAGCUUCUGGAGUGGGAGUUGGUAGUUUUGGGAAAGUUGAAGUGGAACCUUGCAGCAGUGACCCCACAUGACUUUAUUGAACACAUUCUGAAGAAACUUACCCUGCCUAAAGACAAGCUGCCAUUGAUCAGAAAGCACGCACAGACCUUCAUUGCCCUUUGUGCCACAGAUUUCAAAUUUGCCAUGUAUCCACCAUCAAUGAUCGCGACUGGAAGUGUGGGGGCAGCAAUAUGUGGACUUCAGCUCGAUAUUGGCUUCUAUUCACUUUUAAAUGACAACUUGACAGAUCUCUUGGCCAGCAUCACACACACAGAUGUGGAUUGCCUGAAAGCCUGCCAGGAGCAGAUUGAAUCCUUGCUGGUCAGCAACCUGAGACAGAUUCAGCAACAUCAACAACAGAGGGACCCCUCAAAAAGAGUGGAGGAACUAGACCAGGCCAGCACUCCUACAGAUGUGAGAAAUGUAAACCUGUAAGGCUGCUGGAGCAGAAAAGACCCUGUGUGAUCUUCCCUUUAGAAAUAAAUCUUGUUUUUUUUUUCAUUUUUAAGAUGCUCCCACAUAGAAAAUAUCUAAAGCUUUUUAGAAAAAAAAACUGAUAUUAAAAACUCUGGUGCCUAUGGUGUUCUGCAGAAGGGAAUCCCACCAUAAAUGUUUGCAUAAUUGCUAUUAUAUUAUCGAUGAACAUGCGUUAAAAGCAUAAAAUAGCUAGCUAAAUGCAGGCCUGUGUAUGUGGGAUCAAAUUAUUAGAUAUUUACUGUUCAAUUUUAUGGUGCAUACACCCUCUUCAGAUUUAAAUAAAUGUCUUAUGAUUUGUGGCUCAAUUUGGAUGCAAAGCAAUAGACUGAGGAUUUGAGGAGGGUUGCUGGGAAAUAACCUCUUUUAUGAAUGAACCAUCUUCAGUGUGGAAGGAAUUUAACUGCCUUAAGAUUUUGAACCUUGUAUCUUCCUUCGAAAUUAGUUACUGGAGGAUUACCCAGCAUCUGGUUGUACACUGGGUAUAUAUUUUGCCUUGACGGUUCAGUGCUUGCCCAGAAAGUUUUUUUUUUAAAAUCAACUUUAAUUUGUCUCUGUUUUUAGGUGAUCUUGUCAAUGUUGUCACUCUUCCUUCAAUUUCAUUGUUCAUCUCUCAUGUGGAUCUUUAAAAAAAAAUUGUCUGGGAGAUUUGGGCAUUGAUAGCAAGGUUACAUCUAUUGCAUGCUCCCAACUGUCCUUGAAAAGGCAUUGAAUAAUCUUCUUGAGCCACUGCAGUCCAUAUGUCAAGGUACUCCCACCGUGCUAUUGGUUAGGCAGCUCCAGGAUUCCAGCGACAAAGAAGGAGCAUUAACGAGUGUCUUUUAACUUGUAAAUGUAUAUUUUCACUUUCCCUAUGUUAGUUUCAGAUUUUGAAUGUGUUGUUUGUUUCAUUUUCCCAUUACUUUUUAUUGUUUGGUUGUUUCAUUUCUCAACAAUCAUGUUAUAUAAAUAUCAGUUUUUGGUUCCUCCUUCAGAAAUGGUUCAUUCAACUCACAACAGCAUUGCUCGCUCCACAUAGAACUGUUCCUUUAACUGUGGGCCAAACUUGAGUUCAUCCAGGGUACUCUCCAAUCCAACUACCAGCUAGUUGAUUACAUUUGCCAUGGAACUCAGCUGAUGUGAAUCUUUUAGUCAUACUUAUUGAUCUCGCAUACACUUCAACUGUUUGACUACCUAAUAUUUUAAAGGAUGGAGAAACUCCAUACUUGCAUUUGCGAAGAUGUGUAACAUUUUUCAAAAAAGGUGAUUUCCAAAGUGUAUUUGAUUUUUAUUUUGUGAAGACAUUGGCCCACAGUUACCAUUAUUGUAAACCAUUUCAUUUGAAAAGCACUUUGAAUAUAUUUCCCAAGGAAUGAAUGGAAUGGUUUAUGAAAUUGACUUGUUUACCAGUUUCUGGUGUAUUAUAUAAUUAUGGUGUUGCUGGAAAAAGAAACAAUACUUUAUAAGGAAGACAUUCCAGUGUGGGUUGCUACAUUCCGCAGAUGUUCAGUAACUUCAUGUAUUGUCGGUGUCACAGAGGGUUCUUGUGUGCCAAGCUAUGACAUUGCUGGUGCAAGAAGCAGCAAAUAUCAUGGUUCACAACUUGUUAUUUGAGAAAUUUUGUAUUGUCUACUUGAAUUCUUCUGCUCCAUCAUUAGGACAUGGUUGGUAAAGAGUUUGGGAGGUUUAUUUGCACAUGUUUUGAUAAUGAUCUGAAAUUGCAAAUUACAGCCAUUGAUUGAUUAAAAUGUUGAUCUAGGGAUUUGUGAAAUGCUGGGCUAAAGGUAUUUGAAGAAAUAGGUUUUUGCUGAAGUGGAGCAGCCUGACCUGGGUUGAUGAGGACAGAAAAUGGAGUAUGAAUCUUUAAUUGCGCUGCUAUGAAAAGCUAUGAUUUGUUUCAUUCUUAUUCACAUUAACAGUACUUGGCUGUAUUGUUUCACUGAGUGUGCUGCUAUUUUAUAAACAUUUUUAUAAUAUAUUAUUUUACCGCUUAAGUUUCAAAAUCCUGGGAAAAUGAGUACAUUGAUUUACUGGAAGUGCCCAUGUAUGGUUUUUUCCAAUAGUGUUUCAUGAUUUUCUCUUGUCACAUUCUACAAAGACAGCAUAGUUACCUCAGGUUUACUGGACAAUAAAAUGGUUACCAUUCACAAUACCUCACACUUCUACAGUUUUUGGGGAGCCUUGAAGGCAUUAUUAUCUUUGAGAUAAGGUUGAGCACGUUGUUGUACAUUGUUGCCUCAGCUGAGAGAUGCACAAGAAGGUUGCACAGACAUAAGGCUCCCUACUGGGCUCAGUAACAUUGCCAUGUACCUCAUUUACUUUCAGAUGCACAACUCUGUUCUUAAACUUUUUGCUUUACUGAGUGAUGCCAUACCAAUACAAUGUUAUUCUCUCACAAUGUGCUCUUGUAUUUUUUUGUGAUUGUUCAUAUGGUUAGGGAUGAGUAGCCAGCAUUUAUAGCUUGAGUACAAUGUGGAAAACUUGUGGGGCAGUUGAUGGAUGCAAGGCUCAUUUCAAUAGAUUUGUGAAUACAUAUUAUAAAAAGCCUUCUUUGUUCAGUAUUGAAAAGGCUUUUUAUUCAUUAUAUAAAAUGACCUUGAUUGGAUCAUAGAUGGUUUUAUGGUGUGAGGGAAAUAGGCAUAUCUAUGGACAAUAAAGUCACUUGAUCCAAAA